Messenger RNA from Cordyceps fumosorosea ARSEF 2679, 1761 nucleotides. RefSeq names its product MFS toxin efflux pump (AflT). NCBI's taxonomy places the organism in Eukaryota, Fungi, Ascomycota, Sordariomycetes, Hypocreales, Cordycipitaceae. The transcript is spliced from 4 exons. Gene Ontology annotation, molecular function: transmembrane transporter activity. Gene Ontology annotation, biological process: transmembrane transport. The coding region runs from base 1 to 1761 and encodes 586 amino acids. The record is from RefSeq and is a predicted model, not a curated record.
AUGGUUGGACACUCCUCCGACGCCGUCGACUCGCGGCCGUCGUCCGACAAGACCACCACUGCCCUCGACGACACCCCGCCGACCAUGCCCACCACCACCGCACAACCCGCAGACAGCCUGCAAGACGCCAACAGCGAGAAGCAGCACGAUGCGCCGCCGCCGCCGCCGCCGCCGCCGCCGACCGUCACGGGGCCGCCCGAGUACCCCGGCGCCGUCAAGCUCUCCCUGACGCUCUUCGCCCUCUGCGUCUCCAUCUUCCUCGUCGCCCUCGACCAGACCAUCAUCGCGCCCGCCCUCGGCGCCAUCACCAACCACUUCAACAGCACCAAGGACAUUGGCUGGUACGGAUCCGCCUACCUCCUCACCUCCACCUGCCUGCAGCCCAUCUACGGCGUCGUCUACCGUCUCUUCAACGUCAAGUGGACCUUUCUCGCCGCCAUAUUCGUCUUCGAAGUCGGCAGCCUGCUGUGCGCCGUCGCGCCCACCUCGGUCGCCUUCAUCGUCGGCCGCGCCAUCGCCGGCAUGGGCACCGCGGGGCUAUUCUCCGGCGCCGUCGUCAUCCUCUCCCACACGCUCCCCCUUGCUAAACGCCCCCUCGCGUUCGGCCUCAUCGGCGGCAUGUGGGGCAUCGCCUCCGUCGCCGGCCCGCUCCUCGGCGGCGUCUUCACCGACAAGAUCACCUGGCGCUGGUGCUUCUACAUCAAUCUGCCCGUCGGCGGGCUCUCCAUGGCCAUAGUCGCCUUCGUCGUCCGCGUCCGCCGUAACACCCAGCUCGGCGCGGGUCUCUCCGUCUGGCAGCGCAUCCUGAAGCUCGACCUCCUCGGGACGGCCAUCUUCGUGCCGGGCAUCAUCUGCCUGCUGCUGGCCCUGCAGUGGGGCGGCGCCGACUACCCAUGGAACAGCUCGCGCGUCAUCGGGCUGUUUGUCGGCUCCGGCGCCAUGCUGGUGCUGUUCGUGGUCAUCCAGUGGUGGCGCGGCGACAAGAGCACAUUCCCGCCGCUGCUGUUUAAGAACAGGAGCAUCGUCGCGGCCAUGUCAUUUUGCUUCUUCUUCGGCGCCGCCUUCUUCCCCCUCAUCUACUAUCUCUCCCUCUACUUCCAGGCCAUCCAGGGCGUCAGCGCCGUCCAGGCCGGCAUCAAGGUCCUCCCGCUCCUCCUCGCCACCGUCCUGUGCUCCGUCGCCUCCGGCGGGCUCAUCUCCCGCUUCGGCGUCUACAAUUACAUCAUCGUGCCCUGCAUGGUCCUCUUCUCCGUCGGCGCCGGCCUCAUCACCACCUUCAACCCGCACACGCCCCUCCGCGCCUGGUUCGGCUACCAGGUGCUCGCCGGCCUCGGCAUCGGCGCCGGCUUCCAGAUCGGCGCCAUCGUCGUCCAGACAGUGCUCCCCCAGGAGUGGAUCCCCGUCGGCACCGCCUGCGUGCAGUUCUUCCAGAGCCUCGGCGGCGCCAUCUUCGUCGCCGUCGGCCAGACCGUGUUCCAGAACGGCCUGAUCGAGGGCGUGCAGCGCGCGGGGCUCGGGCUGGAGGACCCGCGCGUCUUCAUCAACAGCGGCGUCUCGCAGGCGAGGAACAUACUGGCGAGGAUACACCGCGAGGAUGCGCUCCCGCUGGUGCUGGACGCGUACAUGAAGGGGCUGCGCAACACGUACUACAUCACGCUGGCGUGUGCGCUCUGCGCGCUGCUCUCGGCGCUGGCGUUGGAGAAGAAGUCGGUCAAGAAGCAUCAGAAGAAGGAGGAGGAUGUCGAGACUGCUGCGGCCUGA